AUUGGUCAACUGUCAAUCCUAUCUCUCUCUAGAAAUGACGCUGAAUCUACUACAAACCUGGCCAGAACCAAUUACUCGAGUCCAAACCUUAUCCGACAGUGGCUUAACCAUAAUACCUGACCGUUAUAUCAAACCACCAUCUCAACGGCCAAUAAUUACUACAUCCCCAAAACUAGACCACGUCCACAUUCCGGUAAUCGAUCUCUCCGGUUUAUUCUCGGACGACAAUAACCGGCACUUGAAAACAUUAGAACUCAUCUCGACUGCUUGUCGUGAAUGGGGAUUCUUCCAAGCAAUUAACCAUGGCGUUCCAAUUGAGCUUCUCCGAUUAACUCGACAAAUUUGGCGCGGUUUCUUUCACCUUUCUGUUGAGGAGAAGAAUAUUUAUGCGAAUUCUCCGGCGACUUACGAAGGUUAUGGUAGUAGGAUUGGGAUCGAGAAAGGGGCGAAACUCGAUUGGAGCGAUUACUUCUUCCUUCAUUAUCUCCCCGAGAAGAUUAGAGACGUGAAUAAAUGGCCUUCACUUCCCAUGUCUUGCAGGGAAGUGACAAGUGACUAUGGUAAAGAAAUGGUGAAACUUUGUGAGAGAAUCAUGAAGGGUUUAUCUUUGAUUCUUGGAUUACAAGAAAACUAUCUUCAAAAUGCAUUUGGAGGAAAAGAUUGUGGGGCUUGUAUGAGGGCGAAUUAUUAUCCCAAAUGUCCACAACCCGAUCUUACUCUAGGUCUCUCAUCCCACUCCGACCCGGGAGGACUCACGCUUCUCCUCCCGGACGACAAUGUCGUAGGACUCCAAGUUCGUCGGAAUGAUCUUUGGAUUACCAUUGAUCCGGUUCUUGAUGCCAUCAUUGUUAACUUGGGUGAUCAAAUUCAGGUCAUGAGCAAUGGGAUUUUCAAGAGUGUGGAGCAUAGGGUGAUUGUGAAUUCGGAAAGGGAGAGGGUUUCUAUUGCUUGCUUUUAUAAUCCAAGGGGAGAGAUUUAUGUUGAACCGGCUAAGGAGCUUUUGAGUGAAGACCGGCCGGCUCUUUAUCCCGGAAUGACAUUCAAUGAGUAUAGAUUGUUCAUUAGGUUGAAUGGACCUUGUGGAAAGUCACAAGUUGAAUCUCUUAGAUCUCCAAAAUAGUAUUAAUUAAUUACUUGUGUUUAAUUUAGAACAAGUUAGCUAGGGCUCUAAUAAUGUUUUUCUUAAGUCUCUAAUGUUUCAUGCAAUAAUGUAACUUCUCAUAUUAAUAAAGGGAUGAACCAUAACUUACUUGGUUGUUAUUACAGUGUUUUUCUUAAUGAAAAGACAAAAGUAUCUCUAGUUGGAAA
Impatiens glandulifera is the source of this 1308-nucleotide messenger RNA. RefSeq names its product jasmonate-induced oxygenase 1-like. Bases 35 to 1120 code for a protein of 361 amino acids. The record is from RefSeq and is a predicted model, not a curated record. The transcript has 3 exons. NCBI's taxonomy places the organism in Eukaryota, Viridiplantae, Streptophyta, Magnoliopsida, Ericales, Balsaminaceae.